Messenger RNA from Theobroma umbraticum, 2324 nucleotides. Lineage: Eukaryota; Viridiplantae; Streptophyta; Magnoliopsida; Malvales; Malvaceae. The record is from RefSeq and is a predicted model, not a curated record.
UAAGAAGUAAUAAUACCAAAAAAAAAAAAACUCCAGAAAAUGAGUCCACACUCUUCGCAGAGUUUCGGACACGGAGAGCACUUCAAAACCUUCAGAAAAAACCAAACAGAGAAAAAUUAAAGUGAAGAAAAAGAAAAAGAGAAGAUCAUUGUUUGUUUCCUUCUUUUUUUUUCUGAGUUUCUCUUUGCAUGGCAGCUCACAUUGCCACUUCCAUGAAACCCAAGAGCAACAGCAACAACAACAACAACAACAGUGGAAGCAAUGGCUACAGCAGCGAGAGCAGUAGCGGGACCAACAGCAACUCUCCGAGCCCACCUCCUUCGCCGCCGAAGCCGCGUCUCACUCCGUCUCUAUCCCAGUGCCGCCGGCGGCUGCGCUCCAAGACCCAUUCUUUCGUCCGCCGUGAAAACCUUGGUUCCGGCCUGAACUUCCGGCGGAAUCUCCGGUACUUGUUGGUGCUGCCGCUUUUGUACAUUUCGGGCUUGUUCAUGUGUGUCGGUCCAUUUUCUGGGCUUUUGGGCUAUGCUUCUGUUCCUGGAUCAGUGUACCGUAGCCAUGAGAAUUUUCGAAGGCUUUGGGAUGAUAUUCGCUUUGAUAAUGCUUCAGCUCUUGAGUUGUCCUCUGUGUGGAAAUACAAAAGAAGGCUGAAAGUACAGAAACCUUGUCCAAAUUCAAUGGCUAGAAAUCAUUUCUCCUUGUACAGAACUAGCAUGAUCGAGUCUCCUGGUUCUAGCGGUUACUUGAUUGUUGAUGCAAAUGGUGGUCUUAACCAACAACGUUCUGCGAUAUGCAAUGCAGUGGCUGUAGCUGGACUCUUAAAUGCAAUACUAGUUAUUCCUCAGUUUGAACUCAACAGUGUUUGGAAUGAUCCUAGUCAGUUUGGGGAUAUAUAUGAUGAGGAUCACUUCAUAGACAACCUUAAAGGUUAUGUAAAUGUGGUUAGGGAGUUGCCCGAGGCAUUGAUGGAAAAAUAUGAUCACAACAUUUCCAAUAUUCCAAAUCUCCGAGUCCAAGCUUGGGCUCCUGUAAAUUAUUACUUGGGAGUUGUUCAUCCCAUUUUGAGGGAUCAAGGAGUUAUCCGCAUUGCGCCCUUUGCUAAUAGACUGGCAAUGCAUGUCCCACCUCAUAUUCAGUUGCUAAGAUGCGUAGCCAAUUAUAAAGCAUUGAAAUUCUCUCUAGCUAUAUCAACACUUGCUGAGAAACUAGUCAAUAGGAUGAUUGAGAAGAGCUCAAGGAGUGGGGGAAAAUAUGUUUCUGUCCACCUCAGGUUUGAGCAGGAUAUGGUGGCCUUUUCAUGCUGUGUUUAUGAUGGAGGACAGGCUGAAAAAUUCGAAAUGGAUUCUUUUAGAGAAAAAGGGUGGAAGGGGAAGUUUAAACGAAGGGAUCGUGUCAUCUUACCUACUCUCAAUCGAGUUGAAGGAAAAUGUCCUCUAUCCCCUGUUGAGGUUGGACUGAUGCUACGCGGUAUGGGAUUUGAUAACAACACUUCAAUUUACUUAGCCUCAGGGAAAAUUUACCAGGCAGAAAAACAUCUAGCUCCUUUGCUAAAGAUGUUUCCCCUUCUUUACACCAAGGAGUCCCUUGCUGCACCUGGUGAGCUUGCCCCUUUUGAGGGGUAUUCCUCAAGGAUGGCAGCUUUAGACUACACAGUAAGCUUGUUUAGUGAGGUGUUUGUGACAACCCAGGGUGGAAAUUUUCCACAUUUUUUGAUGGGCCACCGGAGAUUUCUUUUUUAUGGACAUGCAAAGACUAUCAAGCCUGAUAAACGCAAGCUUGUGGUUUUGCUGCAAGACAUAGGUAUCAGUUGGAAAGCUUUUAAGGAUGAGAUGAGAGUAAUGCUUGCAGAAAAUGAUCGCAAGGGGAUGAUGGUGCCCAGAGUAAAAAAAUUCAACAGAAAGACUUCCAUAUACACAUAUCCUUUGCCAGAAUAUAGGGAUUGCAGUUUAGGCGGGCAAUGUGUAGGUUCUCCAGUUUUGAUCACGCCAGAAGUUCCUAGUCCGACAAUGUGCUUUUGGUUUUACCCGAAGAUGCAAAUGUUGUUUUGCUUGCAGUGCGGAUUUAGUGUCAACCUUAUAGCGGGGAGCAGGACAGAUUUUACCCUUGUUCUUUUACGAUGGAAGUUUUGCAGAAUUUCUAGUACUGUAUCUCGUGAAAAUUUUUGGAUAUGGCUACAAGGCCCGAAGACUGGCUCUGCAUUGUCUUUGGUGGGAAUCCUAAUCGUUAAAGAUGUUUACAAAAUAUUAAGUGCGCCUUAAAUGAAUGUAAUGAAAGAUAAUUUCUCCAUUCAUUAGGUAAAUGAAACAAGACACGUCUAUUAGAUGAUA